Thermochaetoides thermophila DSM 1495 is the source of this 1560-nucleotide messenger RNA. RefSeq lists its product as uncharacterized. The transcript has a single exon. The coding region runs from base 1 to 1560 and encodes 519 amino acids. NCBI's taxonomy places the organism in Eukaryota, Fungi, Ascomycota, Sordariomycetes, Sordariales, Chaetomiaceae. The record is from RefSeq and is a predicted model, not a curated record.
AUGUUCUCCCUGCUGUUUGGUCGCCCCUGGGGCCAACAACAGUCACAGCCCGAAGAGGCUGCCCAAGCCAUGCCCGUCCAUAGUUCCCUCGCAGGCUCCGCAGCGCCCGAGACGCACUCAAACGUCUCGACUCAGGCGUCUUCCGCUGUUGCCGGAGGCAACUCCGGCUACUCGGUUGACGCCUGCACAACCACCAUCACGUCGCCGGGAUCUGGUUCCGUGAACGUAGGAAAGCCGAAGCCGAGGGAUGCCUGGCGUCCCGAAGCUCAAGAGCCGACUCACCCCGCCGGCGCCCUGUUCACCCAAGCUCUACCAAUCGCCGGAGCAGAGAAGAAGCUGGCUACCGAACCCGACAUCCCCCGCUCGGCCCCCAUCGAUAUUCCUCUGGCGGGAUCCCGAGACCACCCCCGGCUGUGGCACCAGCAGGCUAUGCGCGGUGCCUUCUCUGAUGAUAUCCCUCGCCCGCCGCGCCGAGUUCAUCCCCAAGGAGGCGUCCGCGUCGUCCUUCCUCGUCUGGGCACCAACCAGCCUAGCAAUCUGUCUGCCCCGACUUCGGUCGUCGAGGAGGGUCAGUUCAACCAGGCCAGCCCUGCCAACGAAAUCCAGCCUCUGUGCAUCGAUGACUUGCCCGAGGCUGUCAUCAAUGGCGAGGAAGAGGAUAAAGAAAACCACCAAUACGAGACGGUCGAUCUUCCCGAUGGCAGAACCCACGUUGUUGGUGGUCUUGUUGAGGAGACGUACGAGCAACAGACAAUUCUGUUUGCUCAGCAGCUGCCGGCCAACCACCCAGAGGCCCAACCUGGCUUUGGCAUGAGCUCGGCCCGCCAUCCCUUUUUCAUAUGGCCACCCCCCGACCUUCACGAGUCAAACAAGGAGCUGGACCGAGAACUGGCUAAGUACGCGCCAGUUCUCAAGCCGUUCGACCCGAACUUCCUCGAAAAGUAUGUCGAUGGCUACACGAAGGAGACCCGAGCCUUUUGCCAGGCCAUGAACGAGUCGAACCUCGAGAUCGUGGUCCAGCACCAGCAGGUGAAGGCUCUGGAGCAGAGGUGCGACAUGAUGGAGAAGCAUCGGACAGACCUCGUGGCUCUACGCUGCCGUCCUCAGAACCAACGGCUCUUCCACUUCUUUGGUCAGCGUAUCAGGGAGACGGACUACGAGAUUCAAGCAGUCAAGAAGGAGCUGGAGAAACGACGCCGCGCCCUCAAACAGACCAUUGCUUACGCGGGCGAAUUGGUCGCGAAUGCGGGCCGCUGGGAUUUUGACCUCCCCAAUGCCAUCGACGAGCACCGGUUCCGCGAGAUCAAAGAGGCCGAGGAAAAAGAGCGCAUCGGUGCCGAGAUCGAACAGGGCAUGCUGACGGGCGUCUAUGGCCCACUGAAGGAACAACCGAAGAGGACCCAAGACGCCGUCAAGGACUUUACCAAGCGGUUUUUCGACGAGCGCGAGAAAAAGAAGCCGAGGGAGAAGACUCCCAACUGGAGGCAGCAGAACUUGCCGGUCAACACCCCCAGCUUGCUGACCGCCCUGUUUGCCCAGGAGAAGGCACAGCAGUCUUAG